Molecule: messenger RNA, 1606 nt
Organism: Hordeum vulgare subsp. vulgare (domesticated barley)
Lineage: Eukaryota; Viridiplantae; Streptophyta; Magnoliopsida; Poales; Poaceae
Exons: 2
Coding region: 328-1503 (391 amino acids)
Molecular function (GO): calmodulin binding
Source: RefSeq, a predicted model, not a curated record
CUACCACCAACACGGACAGAAUCAAUCCAUCUCUUUCCUUGACCAGAUCGCCUCCUACCACAUGGUACUGGUAGACCUACAUAUACGCCUCACUGGCGUGUUCUGACCAGAGCUAGCACCAGGCUUGACCAAUCCACCGAGAAAUCAACAGGAACAGGCUACCUUCUCCUUGUCUUUCUUCUUCUUCUUAGCAGGAUUUCCUAGUAUUUAUUUUUGGCUUUGGUCAAGAGGAAUGGAGCGUGGCGACUGAAUCAGGCAUCGAUUAGCAGUUCUGCUCUGCAGCCGCUGGGGUCGAGUGAAUCAAUCAGGAGCUUCAACUUGUCACCAAUGGAGGCCAUGACCCGAAAAGGCGGCGCCAAGCCCAUCCCCAGCUACCUCCGGCCAUCGACCGGGUCGUGCCACGAUGCGUGCAAGCACGGCGGGCAUCACGCGUUCGAGGAGAAACAAGUUCCAAGGGCCCAGCCCAAACCCCGGAAGAAGCAGCCGUCAUCGGCUUCCGAUGACCAGAAGCAGAAGAGAAGGCUGGUCAAGGUACCGUCGGUGUCACGUAGGCGUGUCGGAGAUUUCAGCAAACCCGACAAGGCCGAUACGCCUGCCGGUGGGAGCGAGAAUGUUGUUGAGUGGAAGGACAUCGUGGCCUAUGAUGCAGUGCCAGUUCAAGCUCAAGCUCAAGCUCCAGCUCCCGCUCCGGCUCCGGACGACGGGCCAUCUCAUCAACAACCUGAUGCGAAGAAGAAGAAGAAGAAGAGGGAUGUGAUGAAGGGGAAAACACCAUUUGCCAAGACAACCCGUCCGGAGACUCUUGUCAAGAAGCCAACCGAAUCACUGAACAAAAGGCUGGCUAAGACCGUCAGGUCGACGCUCUCCGGGAAAUCCUCCAUGAAGAAGCCUCAAGCCGCCGCUGACAAGGAGGAGGCUGGCAAGAGCACACAGAGUCCGAAAGCCAAGAAAUCCGCGACAUUGCCCGUGGAAAACAGGGAUAUUGUCCAGGGUGACGCAAGUGAAAGUGACCAAGAAGAGCGUGCUGCCAUUGCUGAAUCAAGCAGGCCCAUCCCAGCACACCGGAGGGCCAAGAGCAUGAGCAUCAGCAGCCGGUCAGUGCGCUUUCCGUUCACCCGACAACCGAGCAAGAACUCGGCCACCUUCAAGCUGCGCUCCAAGAGCAGCAAGGCGCCCAUCCUCCCAUCGCAACAAGACAAGCCCACGCGGCUCAGGUUCAGAAAAAAGGGGAGAGCAGCCGGCGAGGAGCCCAGCUCCAGCUCCAGCGGCGGCAUCCAGCUCAGGGCAAGGAGCCUGCGGAGGCGCCUGUCCGGUGGCGGUGGCACGGGCUUCGACUUCGUGGUGCCGAAGGUGACGCUGAGGCACCAAAAGACGCUCGAGAAGAAGAAGAGCCGGAGGCUGUCCAACAACCUCAUCCAGGAGACGGCGAGCAAGCUGGCCAAGAGCAGGGUCAAGUCCCUGGUUGGGGCUUUCGAAACUCUCAUCUCCAAGAUUGCAAAGUAGGCUUCGGCACACGUUUUGUUCCUAAUGUAAUUUUACCAAACAAACUGUAUACGAUGAUCCAGUGGAAGCACUUCAUCUUCAGCGUCUUGCAAACUUGACUUAA